GCGGCGCUCGCGGCGUCGGCCAGCGCGGCCACGGUCCGCAUCGACGUGGGCCAGAACGGCUUCACCUUCUCGCCCAGCUCGGUGACGGCCAGCAAGGGCGACACGCUCGAGUACCACUUCCACCAGCCGGCGCACAGCGUGGCGUCGAGCGACUUUGGCGGGCCGUGCACGCCGUCCAAGAGCGGCGGCUUCUACUCGGGCGUCAUGACGACGUCGGGCGCGGCCGAGAACGCCAACGUGUUCCGCGUCGUCGUCAACUCGACCGACCCCAUCUUCUUCUACUGCACGGUGCCGGGACACUGCAACGGCGGCAUGUCGGGCGUGGUCAACCCCAGCGGCAGCCAGACGCUGGCCGCGUACCAGAGCAGCGCCCAGACAGCGUCACUGGUCGUGCCGCCCAACGUGUUUGGCGGCCAGGUCGCGUCCGGCAGCAGCAGCAGCAGCAACGGUGGCAGCACCUCGUCGUCGUCGUCGACUACCGGCUCGGCUACCACCUCG
Molecule: messenger RNA, 498 nt
Organism: Lasiosphaeria miniovina
Lineage: Eukaryota; Fungi; Ascomycota; Sordariomycetes; Sordariales; Lasiosphaeriaceae
Exons: 2
Molecular function (GO): electron transfer activity; copper ion binding
Source: RefSeq, a predicted model, not a curated record